UUAGAUGCUUGAAACCAAGGGGCGGACUGACCAUUUGGAAACUCGGGCACUGUCCGAGGGCCCGGGGUCAGUAGGGGGCCCCCAUGAGAUGCCCCUGGUACCUUUUUCAUAGGCUUUUUUGAGUUUGGGCAAGGACACAGGGGCCCCAUGAUCCCCUAUUGCCCGGGGGCCCCAUGAGUUGUCAGUCCGCCCCUGCUUGUAACUGUCAAUCUUGCAAUUCCUCAUGGGACUUUGCACCUUCCUUCUAUUGUAGCUGGGAGUCCAAAAAA
This is a messenger RNA of Staurois parvus, 269 nucleotides long. The record is from the annotation of a GenBank genome assembly. Lineage: Eukaryota; Metazoa; Chordata; Amphibia; Anura; Ranidae.